This is a messenger RNA of Nothobranchius furzeri (turquoise killifish), 2959 nucleotides long. It is a transcript of the gene nr4a1, whose product is annotated as nuclear receptor subfamily 4, group A, member 1. Gene Ontology annotation, biological process: cellular response to corticotropin-releasing hormone stimulus; regulation of transcription by RNA polymerase II. NCBI's taxonomy places the organism in Eukaryota, Metazoa, Chordata, Actinopteri, Cyprinodontiformes, Nothobranchiidae. Gene Ontology annotation, cellular component: nucleus; transcription regulator complex. The record is from RefSeq and is a predicted model, not a curated record. Gene Ontology annotation, molecular function: nuclear glucocorticoid receptor binding; RNA polymerase II cis-regulatory region sequence-specific DNA binding; zinc ion binding.
UUCUCUAAAAAGUAUCUUCUGGGUUUAUCUACAGCUGCUGAAACGCAGUUUAUGUUCAUUUAAAACAGGAAAUAAAGCGUUUCUCUGCAUUUCCCCUUUACCUUUAAAUUACAUUUUUAAGUAAGACCUGAUGAUUGUCCUCUUCAGCAAGUCCUGGGGACAUGCUGGACAGGUCAAUCAGCCACCUCACCAGGUGUGCUGGAGCAGAGAAACCUAAAACGUGCAGAAAAGUGUCCUUCGGGGACCAGGGUGGCCUUAAAGUCAACCCCGCUGCACUUUGCCAGCAUCUCUCUAUAUAUAUACUGGUAUAAACUGAUACUAUAAAGAGCCUGUGGCUUUCUAGGUUUUCUCAGAGUUGAAUGAUGCUGAUUCUCCUCCCUAAACCAGAGGCUCCCCCAGGAGGUUCUCGGAUGGGUCGUCAUGCAUGUUUGCUUAUAUUUAAGAUGCAGAUUUUCUGCAUUCACAUUUUGAAUUAACUGGAAAAUUUAGUCAAUAUUGCACAAUUCUGAGAGCUCCAAGGAUGUCCUUUUUAUCUUCAUAGGCUUAAAAGUUAGAAGAAGCAUUCCUGGAGUCAAACCUUGCGGAUCUUGCAGCCAUGACUUGUGUGCACAACCAGUAUGGAUCUCCUCUCAGUGAGAACAUUAGCAGCCCAGAGCUCCAGGGCUCAGACUUCAUCUCAUGGCUGACUGUGGACCCCAGCAGCCCCCGGGACCACCUCUCUGCUCCAUCCCUGCCAAGCAUCAGCUCCAUGGUGGACACACCUGCAGGAGAUAUCGAGGCGUAUUCAUGCCGGUUUACAACGGCACCUGCUCACAUCAGCCCCGCUGCAGGCCAGGAGGGCCACUUCUCCCAGAAUGACCCCCAGGUUUACGGCUGUUACACAGUUCCUUUCAUGCUGAGUUAUCCUGACGAGGGUAGUGGGUCAGACUAUUUUGGCAGCCCUGCAUCAGCCUCGUCUCCUUCGACGCCUGGGUACCAGAGUCAGCAUGUUUCUAACUGGGAUUCAGCCUUUGGACAGUACUCACCCCCUGCUGGAUUCUGGAUGUCUGAGGACACCUCAGCAGCUUGUGGACAGUCUUUUUUCACGUUUCCUUCAGGGUCUUCGGAGGACAUGUCUCAUUUGGGGCAGUCGCUUUUGCAAGAGCAGGAACAUUUUUCCGUGGCUCAUCCUCACCCAUCCGGGUUGACCUAUCCCACCAUGGGGAUGGAGGAGGCACGGAGCUUUGGCAGCAUUCAGCAGCUGGAUGGGAGCUCGUCGCUCAGACUCAAAGGUAGAAACGAGGGCAGCUGUGCCGUGUGUGGUGACCACGCUUCCUGUCAGCACUACGGGGUUCGCACCUGUGAGGGGUGCAAAGGGUUCUUCAAGCGUACAGUCCAGAAAAACUCCAAAUAUGUUUGCCUUGCCAACAAAGACUGCCCGGUGGACAAGAAGAGGAGAAAUCGAUGCCAGUUCUGCCGUUUUCAGAAGUGUCUUGCAGUGGGCAUGGUCAAGGAAGUCGUGAGGACAGACAGCCUGAAAGGACGAAGAGGUCGUCUUCCUUCCAAGCCUAAAGCCGUUCCAGAUGCGACGAUCCCACCUGCUCCUGUCAGCCUGAUCACUUCCCUUGUGAGGGCCCACGUUGAGUCCAACCCAGGCAGCUCAUCCCUGGAUUAUUCUCAGUAUGCUGAGGAUGAAUACAGGCUGGAUCAGAAGGAAGAUGCCAGAGACGUCAGACAGUUUUACAACCUCCUCACAACCUCCUUGGAGGUCAUACGGAAGUGGGCAAAGGACAUUCCCAGCUUCUCUGACUUCUCCUCUGAGGACCAGGAGCUGCUCCUGGAGUCGGCGUUAGUUGAACUCUUCAUCCUGCGUCUUGCAUAUCGGUCCGAUCCCGUGAUGAAGAAGCUGAUCUUCUGCGAUGGGACUGUUCUUCAUAAAUCACAGUGCGUUCGAGGCUUUGGAGAAUGGAUCGACUCCAUCUUGGAGUUCUCUCAGAGUCUUCGUCGCAUGAAGCUGAGCGACUACUCCUUCGCCUGCCUCACAGCUCUGGUCAUGAUCACCGAUCGACACGGUCUCAAGGACCCAAAACACGUGGAGGACUUUCAGAACCAGCUCAUCGCCUGCCUCAAAGACCACGUGUCCACGUGUAGCGUGGCGUGCGCUCAGCCCAACUACCUGUCCAGGCUCCUCGGGAAGCUGCCCGAGCUCAGGACUCUGUGCACGCAGGGCCUGCAGCGCCUCAUCUGCCUGAAACUGGAGGAUCUCGUUCCUCCGCCUCUGAUUGUGGAAAAGAUCUUAAUGAACACGUCAUAGUGUGGAGGCGGAUCUGCAAAGUGGAGCAUCUGUGAAAAAAUAAAAUAAAAUUGGAGCUUACUCGGAGAUAACAGGCCGAGUACUCAAACUCCAGACAUUGAAGUGAAGCCAAGCUGUGAUUUAAAAGGAAACGUCUUCCGGAACUCUGGAUCACGUGUGGCUCCGGCGUGCUUACGCUGGUGACCUUUUGGGGAGACUGUAAUGAGGAGAAGGCUUUGGAGAGACCCUCUCGUGGACCUCGCUGGGACUGUUUACAUUCAACAACAUUAGGGAAGAGUGUUCUUCUCACCCACAAUGUGACUUUUUCUCCCGCAGCUCGGUCGGUGAAUGACUCAUUAUUCUAGUUCAGCUGUUAAAAGCAACAAACAGUUUAACAAACUGAUCCAUUCUUCAUCACGUGGGUCAGAAUCCACCUGCUGCCACCUCCGUGGUUUGGGGAUAGUGAAGGUGUGUAUUCAGCGGUAUCGUUCAUGUUUCAUGAAUCGGCACUGAGCCGCUAACACACUGUAUCAUCCAGCUCAGUCUCGCGCGCCGGUCCUGUCUGUAGAUAACUGCUAAACCUGUCAGGUGAACUGUAUCCAUCUAUGGGACUUUUUUGCUGUGCGACUGUUAUUUUUACUUACUAAAAGAAAACCGCCAAACUUGAAAUAAAAGCAGAAUUUCAAA